Molecule: messenger RNA, 1971 nt
Organism: Heterostelium album PN500
Lineage: Eukaryota; Evosea; Eumycetozoa; Acytosteliales; Acytosteliaceae
Gene: bzpR
Product: bZIP transcription factor
Exons: 3
Coding region: 1-1971 (656 amino acids)
Biological process (GO): regulation of DNA-templated transcription
Molecular function (GO): DNA-binding transcription factor activity
Source: RefSeq, a predicted model, not a curated record
AUGGACCAAUAUAGUAUUCAACAACAAUUACAACAACUACAACAACAGCAAAAUAUCGACAGUGUUUUACUAAAUUGGAAUUAUGGUUCACCACCACAACAACAACAACAACCACAAUAUACACAACAGCAGCAACAGCAACAACAACAGCAACCACUUCCUUUGCAUUUACCUAGUAAUAGUGGUGGUAGUAACAAUGUUAAUUUAAAUAUAAAUAGUAAUAGCAACAAUAAUACCAAUAACAAUAGUAAUAACAACAGUAACAACAACAAUAGUAAUAGUAGUAAUCAGAAUGUGGCAUCAUUCAUUUCACAAUUGAAUCAAAUGCAGCAACAACAACCGGAUUUCAGUUCGAUAUAUAAUCAGGCGGUACCAGUGGUGAGUUCACCACCGCAACUGAGUAGUCCAGUCAUUGUCGGCGACAUUGCAAUGAUGAUUCAACACCAACAAGAACAAUUUAAACAAAAACUAAAUGAGAAUAUCAAUCAAUAUCUCAGCGAUGAUCAAGUUCAAUUCUUGUUCCUACAGGAACAGAAAUCUCUUCUAAAACAAAUCCUAGAGUGUCCAACUACCACCACCACCAAUAACAACUCUACACCACCCGUCAAUUCCUCCACUCCUCCAACCAACUAUAUUCAACAGCAACAACAACAAACUCCGCCUCAACCUCAACCCUAUAUAAAUAAUACCAAUCCGUUUUAUAUUCCAUCACAACAAACUCAACAACAGAGGCAACAGCAACAACAACAGCAACAGCAGCAGAUUACUCAACAACAACAACAAGUAUUAUUACAAAAUCAACAACAGAUACCUCAACAAUCUCAACAACAACAACAGCAGAUUAAUCAACAACAAAUUACUCAACAACCUCAACAACAACAACAACAAAAAUCUCAACAACCUCAACAACAACAACAACAAAAUGUAUCAAAUUUUUCACCACAACCACCAAUGCAAUCACAACAACAACAAUAUAAUCAACAACAGGAGGAUCUAUUUCAAAAACAAAUUAAACUGUUACAAAGUCAAAUACAACAACCAUGUCAGCAGCAACAACAACAUCAACAACAAGUUGACUCUUCACCAGCUAUUUCAUCGUCGACAUCGUCACCUCGAGACGAUCAACCACAUUCCACUAGAAAACCAAGAUCGAGUCAGUCAAGCAAGGAGUACAGGCGAAAGAAGAAAGAUCAUAUUGCAGAGGUAGAGCAAAAGGUCAAGGAACUCCAGUUGGAGAACGAGCGAUUGGCACGUGAGAACAACGUAAUGAAAACAGUUACGGUCUCUGACAUUAUGAAACCCGACGAUUUUCAUGAGAUUCUUCUUGAAGUACAACAACUCCUUGUCAAACUCGCUGAGACCGUCAUAAACAACGAAAAGAAUGAGAGAGCAGUCGAAUCGCUCUUACAAUUCUCAAGUUUCUCCUCACAACUCAGAUCAACCGUUGUCGAAAGAGAAAUCGAAAAAGUUAUUCAUCCAUUUACACAAGGAAAACUUGCUGUUAUGGGUUAUAAAGCAUCGGUGGAAUCAUCUGUUAUAUGUGGAAAACCAAUGCAUCGUCAAGCGAUUGUGGAGUGCGAUUUCAAUCUCAUGAAGAUAUUGACACCGGUCCAACUGGCCAAGCUGAUAGUUCGUCACAACAGUGUGCCGUUCUACGACAUUGCACUGGUCGAUGCCGUCACCAAAGUCUGGACGACACUUCACAACAAGAACCAGAAUAACAAGGAAACAUUGGUACAGAAAUUACUUCCAAACGAAACAGGUAGAUCACAAUUCUUUGAAAGUAUUGUAAAAAACAACCAACAAGCGAAACAACUCAAAGCGGAAACACUUCAAUCCAUAUAUGAAAAUCUCUAUCAAAAUAUGUGUAACACCAGCAGUACACUUAACAAUAACAAUAGCAACAACAAUAAUAAUAAUAACAAAGAACAACAUUCAUCAUCAUCACCACCCUAUGAUGAUUCAGAUUAA